AUGAAGCCGCAGCCGCAGAGGUCACAGAGGUCGUUAGCCUACCUCCUGCUGGCCCUGUUUCUGGCCAGAGGGGAGGCUGGCCCACUGCUGAGUGGUGGUGGGAGCACUGGAGCCAACAUUGGUGAAGCCAUUGGACAAGGGGUGGGGGACGCCAUUGGCCAAGGAGUCGGAGAAGCAGCUGGCUCUGGGGUUAGGGAGUCAGCAGGCCCUGGGCUGGGAGGAGCUGCAGGCCACAGAGUUGGGGAGGCCAUCCACCAUGGGCUGGGGGAAGCAGCCCAUGUGCUUGGAAACUCUGGGGGUGAGGCCAGCAGACAGGCUGAAAACAUCAUCCGACAUGGACUGGACAUGGCCCAUGGCUACGGGCAAGGGGCUCCUGGCAGCAGCAGCGGUGCCUGGGGAACCAAUGCUCAGCCUGCAUAUGGAGGCCACGGCGUCUCUGGUGCCCAAAGCGGCUUCGGUGGCCAUAGUCAAGGAACUCCCUGGGGCCAGGCACGCCCCAUUGACUCAGAAGGCAGUUUUGGAACCAGCUCUCAGGGUGGUUCCUGGGGUCAUGAAAACAACGGAGGGUCAUUCAACUUCGGGAGCAAUGCUCAGGGGGCUGUGGCCCAGCCGGGCUACGAAUCAGUGAGAGGCAGCAGUGGAGACAACCAGAAUAACGGGUGUACUAACCCUAAGCCCACAGGCUCAGAUGAAAGUUCCAGCAGCUCUGGGGGAUCCAGCAGCGGCUCCUCCUCAAGUAGCAGCAGUGGAAGCAGUGGUGGAAAGAAACCCGAGUGUGACAACCCAGAGAAUGAAAUCCGGAUGUCUGGGGGAUCUGGAGGUCAGGGAUUCCGAGGGCAGGGAGGCCCCAGCAGUUCCGGCAUCAGGGAAGUCAGCCGAGAGGGUGGUUACCACUAUGGGAGCUCUCAAGGCAAUUACCAGGGCCAAGGAUUCAGUAGAGAGAGUGGAGGAGGUGAAGCCAUCAGUGGCAUCAAUACUUUGAACUCUCAGACACCAUCAGGGCUCUUCGACUUUGACACCUUAUGGAAGAAUUUUAAAUCCAAACUAGACUUCAUUAAUUGGGAUGCCAUAGAUAAGAACCAAAUCUCACACCCCAGCGCGAGAGCCCUCCUAUACUUCAGCAGGCUCUGGGAGGGUGCAGAUACCUCGUUGAUACAGAAGAGGGCAGUCGAUGGUAGUCAGAACUACAAUUAUAACCAGCAGUCAUAUCCUAGCUAUGGUGGCAAGAUCCCUGCAAAGGCUUCCCGGGCACAACCUGGCCUGCUGCAGUGGAUGAAAUUUUGGUAG
Molecule: messenger RNA, 1287 nt
Organism: Elephantulus edwardii (Cape elephant shrew)
Lineage: Eukaryota; Metazoa; Chordata; Mammalia; Macroscelidea; Macroscelididae
Gene: DMKN
Product: dermokine
Exons: 15
Coding region: 1-1287 (428 amino acids)
Biological process (GO): cornified envelope assembly
Source: RefSeq, a predicted model, not a curated record